AUAUUUCAAAAAGCAGUAUUAAACAAUCAACAUGAAGUUUACAAUAACCGCUUUUACAACACUCGUUUGUUUCUCUAUGGUUUAUGGACGCCAUAUUACCAAACACCAUAAAACUCAUGAUGAUCGAAACAAACAUCAUUUAAAGCGAGAUGGCGGUGAUCUGACAACUACUGAUAAUACUAACCCUAACUCCGAUGGCUUUUCAAAUAUUAAUGUGGAAUCAACUACUUCAUACAAUUCUAAACGCCACGCAAAACAUCUCAAUUUCAAGAAAAAUCAUUUAAAGAGAGAUGGUGACUUAACACCAGGGACAGAAGAUCCAAUUACUCCAAUCACAGAACUUGACAACAAUCCUUCUGGUAGUCCACCCGGUUCAGAUUCAAGCACAUCAAGCCAACCUUUUAAGCGUCAUGGAACCCAUCAACGCCAAAAGAACCACCAUGCAAAGAGAGACGGUGCUGAGCCAUAUACAGAAUUGUCUUCAACAGAACAGCCCACGUCUAAUGAUUUUCCAAGUGUAGAAAUAACCACUCAACAACAAAACCCUUCUAAACGUCAUAGAAACCAUCACCAAAAGAAACAUCACUUAAAAAGAGACGGAGGUGAUCUGACGACUACUGAUAAUACUAAUCCUAAUUCCGAUGGCUUUUCAAAUAUUAAUGCGGAAUCAACUACUUCAUACAAUUCUAAACGCCACGCAAAACAUCGGAAUUUCAAGAAAAAUCACUUAAAAAGAGAUGGUGACUUCACAUCAGGGACAGAAGAUCCAAUUACUCCAAUUACAGAACUUGACAACAAUCCUUCUGGUAGUCCACCCAGUUCAGAUUCAAGCACAUCAAGCCAACCUUUUAAGCGUCAUGGCACCCAUCAACGUCAAAAGAACCAUCAUGCAAAGAGAGACGGUGCUGAUCCUAAUCCAUAUACAGGAUUACCUUCAACAGAACAACCCACGUUUAAUGAUUUUCCAAGUGUAGAAACAACCACUCAACAACAAAACCCUUCUAAACGUCAUAGAAACCAUCACCAAAAGAAACAUCACUUAAAAAGAGACGGAGGUGAUGGCAGUUCAAUUAUAGAAGUCAGUGAUCCAGAAACUUCAUCAUAUUUUUCUCCAGAAAAUAGCAAUCCAACUACAGAAUCAAGUAUAGUGAUUGUAUAAGUGUUAUUAUUUCUAUUAGUAAAAUGUAAUUAAUUAUAUACAUUAAUCAAUCGGGUUCAAUAUUAUUACGAAAUUAAAUUAGAAUAAUUGUAGUAAUUAUUCAAAUAAAUGGGUUAUAAGUAU
Messenger RNA from Onthophagus taurus, 1282 nucleotides. RefSeq lists its product as uncharacterized. NCBI's taxonomy places the organism in Eukaryota, Metazoa, Arthropoda, Insecta, Coleoptera, Scarabaeidae. The record is from RefSeq and is a predicted model, not a curated record.